Prorocentrum cordatum is the source of this 4818-nucleotide messenger RNA. The record is from the annotation of a GenBank genome assembly. NCBI's taxonomy places the organism in Eukaryota, Dinophyceae, Prorocentrales, Prorocentraceae.
AUGGGCAACGCGCAGGUGCCGCGGGUCGACGAGCCGAGGUCGCUGCUCAGCGAGUACAACGACCUCGCGUACCAGGAUGUCCUCGGCAGCUACAAGCUGUUCAAGGUCACGCGGUGCGUCCACGAGCGGGAGGGCCUCGUGCUGGUCAAGCUCUUCAUCCUCAGGGACGGCCAGCCCGACCUGGAGGUGGUGAAGGCCAGGAUUUUGCAGGUGAAGGAUGCCUUCAGGAGCCAGUGGUUGUACCCAAACGUGGUGCCUUACCAGGCGUGCGAGAUCGCCGGGCAGUCGGCAAUUUUGCUGCGGCAGCACUUCGCGCGCAACCUUUACGAGCGGAUCCACACGAGACCCUUCCUGUCGGAGACACUGAAGUGCUGGCUUGCCUUCCAGGUGCUCUGCAGCGUCUGCCAGGCCCACUCCGCUGGCGCUGCCCACGGAGACCUAAAGACCGAGAACGUCUUCGUCUCCUCCUGGAACCACGCCACCCUGACAGACUUCGCCAUGUUCAAGCCGCUGCUGCUCCCAGAGGAUGACCCUUCGGAGUUCUCUUUCUUCUUUGAGUCGAAUCUGAACCGCCGGCGCUGCUACCUAGCACCAGAGCGCUUCGACUCUCCCGACCCAGGUCGGCCGACACCGAGCCUCUCCCGCUUCUCUUCGAAGCUGGCGGCGAUGGACGUCUUCUCGCUGGGAUGCGUCUUGGCGGAGCUGUACCUGGACGGCCAGACGCUCAUGGACCUGCCUGAGCUGCUGCAGUACAGGUCCCGGCAGCUUGACCUGCAGGCCAAGAUCUCGCAGGUGAGGAGCGGCGCCGUGCAGGAGAUCCUCGGGUCCAUGCUGGCCCGUGACCCCGCGCAGCGCCACACCUCCAUCGAGUACCUCCGCCGCUUUUGCGAGCAGGCAGCUCCCGCAUGCUUCUGCAACUGCCUGCUGCCCCUCUCGGUGCUGUUCCUGCACCCGAUCUACCAGCAGCCCGACAUGCGCGUGGCCCUGCUCAGAGUGAACUUUGCCGGCAUCCUGUGGUCCGUCGUCGGGCCGGCAAGGCUCUCCCGUGCUGUAGGCGUGGAGUGCCCUUGUAGUCCGUCCGCCAGCGGCGCAGACGUCGCCGCGGUGUGGGAGGCCUGGCAGCAGAGAGUCCAGCGGGUGGUCAGGUUCAUUGAUGAUGCGAGUCUGCACGGAAUGGUGAACUCUGCCGUCCAAGCCGCCUCGCAGUGGGGCCAGGAGCCACAUGCAGAUGUUGUCGUACCGGCAGCGCCAGGGGGCCAGCGCGUGGCUUCGGGCGGCAGCGGCAUUGCGGACGCCCAGCAGCACGUGGAGACGCAGGCUCUCGCGCCAGCGUUGGCUCACCCGCUCCUGAAUGAGGCACGGUGCGAGCGCUUCGUGAACGAGCUCUUCGCCCAGUGGGAGGAGGGCUGCCAGCGGUGCACCUCGGCGGGGGUCGUGGACGACGGGGAGGAGAAGGCUGGCGCCAUCUACGAGUCCUUCCUGGCAGACCUCUGCGCCGGCGGCCUCGGCGCCGCGCCCGGGCCGCCAGGCCCCGGGGCGCGGGAGCGGCCCGCCGCGGGCCGAGCCAGCAGCGGGAGUGGCGCCGCGGCCCCUUGGGAGGCCGAGGAGGACGAGGUGCAGGGUGCGCUGGGCAUCGUGUGCGGCUUCGUCUGCUCCGCCGUGCAGCACGUGGGCAAUGCGCGCUUGAGGUGCGUGUGCCUCGACAUGAUGGAGCUCCUGGCGCCGUUCGCUUCCCAGGCCGUGGUGCUGGAGCAGAUCGUGCCGUACUGCCACGCCCUCAUGAGCGACCCCUUCGCCAAGGUGCGCGCCAGUGCCAUCGAGGCGCUGACGCGUUCCCUGGACCGCGUCGAGGAGCUCCCCCCCCGGGACUCCCCGCUGUUCAUGGAGUACAUCUUCCCGCAGCUAGUGAAGCUCGUGCGGGCCUCCGACGAGCUCACGAUCGUGCCGUGUUUUGCUCUUCUGCCCAUGAGCGGGAUGAGCGGCGGCGAGCCCGUGGUGCUGCUGGCGGUGGCGCAGAACAUCGGGGCGCUGGUGCGGCACGCGAUCCGCCUCGCCGAGUCCUCGGUGGCCGCCGCGCAGCGCGGCGCCGCGCCGGGCCGGCCGGACGGAGGGCCCGCCGCCGCGGAGGCCUCGGCCGGGCGGCCUCCCGGGGCUGCCGCCGAGGAGGCGGUCGCGGGGGCGCGGCCGCCGGUGGAGGUCGAGACGUUCGACGUGCAGUGCAAGCACCUGCGCGAGGAGGCCAAGAAGAUCGUCAAGGCCCUGCUGGAGCAGUCGGGCGGCGGCCACAUCGUCGACGGCGUGGGGGCGGCUCACGAGGACCCGAUGCUGAGCCUCGCGACGUCUCGGGAGGUGAAGGUGGCCCUGCUGCGGAACAUGUGCGUGCUCGCCGACUGCUUCGGCCGAGACGGCACCCACAACUUCCUCCUGCAGCACGCCAUCGCCUUCAUGAACGACCCGGCCCUGGAGGUGCGGGCCGCCUUCUGCGAGGAGGCGGCGUUCCUGCCGCGGAGGGUGGGCCAGGUGUCCGCGGAGGGCAUCAUCUGGCCGUGCUACGAGCAGGCGCUGCAGGACCAGGAGGAGCGCGUGCUCGCCGCGGCCCUCGCGGGCCUCGCCGCCCUGGUCCAGCAGGAGGUGCUGCGGAGGCCGAGCCUCGUGACGGUGGCGACCAAGGUCGCGCCCCUGCUCGUGCACCCCGCCGUGCACGUCCGCGCCCGGGCCGCGGCGGUCUUCGAGGCGCUGGGGUCGCGGCUGAGCGCCGUGGACCAGUACGUCUUCGUGAUGCCCGCGGUGAGGCCGCUGCUGCGCGUCGAGGUGCCCAGCCUGCGGGCUGCGCCCGGCGUGUUGGCGCGGCCGCUGGGCCGGCGCCUCUACAAGCAGGCGAUCCUGCGAAGGGGCGCCGGCGAGGGGCUGCACGACGCCCUGCUGCACAAGAAGCCCCUGCCCAGCGUGGGCCUGCCGCAGGGGUACGACGAGGAGGAGUGGGGCGCGCUCGAGCUGCUGCGGCCGUACGUGCACCUGCUCCUCCGCUCGCGCCCUGGCGCGACUGGGCUCGGGCAGGGCCUGGCUGCGAAGGAGGACUGCUUCGCCUUCUCCGUGCCGCUGGCCGCCGUGCAGAGCGUCCGCUACGCCACGGUGAACCCCGGCUGCGCCCCCAGCCGCCCCCUCCACGGGCUCGCCGAGGCAGAGAUCGCCGGCGCGGCCGCGUGCGCGCCCGCGCUCUUCCCCGGGAGAGGCCCGCGCCACCCUCUGAGCCUCUUCUCCAUGCACGCCUUCCUGGCGCGGGCCCUGCAGCUGCCGCUGCGGCGCAGGGAGCUCGGCUCCCUGACGAACCUCAACGGCGCUCCAUACUCGAUCUACUCCGCUGGCGCCGACGCGGGUGCCGGCGACCUGCCGUCGCGGGCGGCGUCCUCGGGCGGCCUCGCCGCGGGGACGCAGCCCUCCCCUGGCCAGCAGGAGCUGUGGGAGGCGCCCGCGGAGCCCGACGCCGACGCCGAACCGGCCGCAUUGGCGCAGGGCGCGCCGCUGAGCGCGAGCGGGGCGCUGGGCGCCGAGGCCCUGCCGCUGAUCGGCUUCGACGGCUGCCCCGGCGACGGCCGCCGCGCCAGCGUGCAGCGCGCGCCGCGGAGGCCCAGCGUCCUGCUGGCCACGCUGUAUGAGUACGCCCAUCAGAGCGGGGUGCCAGUCGUGAAGGUGGACACCACCGACGACAGCCGCAUCCUAGUCACCGGGGGCAAGGACGGCGUGGUGAAGCUGUGGAACUGCGCGCAGCUGGAGCGCGACGUGGCCGUGUCCUCGUCCCACACGUUCACGAUCCCCUGCGGGAGUGCUGGGCGCAAGCAGCGGCUCAGAGCUCUCCGGACGGUGCGAGAUGCGAAGGCCGUCGCUGUGGGCUCUGAGUCGGGGGACGCGCUCCUCUACAAGAUAGAGCCCAGCCGCGCUGGGCCCAGCGCCACCCAGGUCUGCCGCUUCGAGCCCGGGGGCAGGCCGGGCUCCUGCGCGGUGAUGUGUAUGGAGCAGUUCGACAACGAGCUGGAAUCGCUGGUGGUGUUCGCCCAGGCCCACGGCGCUGUGCAGGGCUGGGACAUCCGGAGCCAGUCUAGGAGCUGGUCUGUGUCCUCCGUGCCGCCGUGGCUUGGAAUCCCAAGCUGCCUGGCGCUGGGCAGCGAUGGCCACUCGAUCUGCGUGGGCACCCUCAGCGGUGGGCUGCUGGUCUACGACCUGCGCUUCCUGGCGCCGUGGAAGCAGUGGCGGGUGUCCUCGGGCGCGGCGAUUCUGUCGAUGAGGAGCACCACGCGGCAGUGCCUCUGCAGCUGCUGCGACUGCCUCCGGGACACCAAGGCGGUGGAGAACCUGCGCUGCGGGAAGGGCAGGCUGAGAUUGCGGUGUCUGAUCUACUACUUGAUGAUCCGGCCGCCCAUCCUGAUCGUCGUCAACAUCCCCCUCGGUUACCCGCUGGACUUCUGCCCGGCACUUGGGUCCACCGUGCGCUGCUUCUUCGCGUUCCUGCUCGCGGUCCUGCUGCGCCCGGCACCGCAGGAGGCGCUCCAGGAGGACGCGGUGUCGGCGGAGACGCGCUGCCGCUUCAGCAUCGCCACGGCCAUGCGCCUGUGCGACUUUGCCCAGGAGGCGUACAAGGCCUCGAUCUGCCCCGCGACCGUGACAGUCAGGAUGCCGAGCUGCUUUUGGUCCUGUGGCCGACGCCGAGACACGGGCGCUGCAGUGUUGUGUCUGCGCUCCCAGGGCGUUGCCGCCGAGUUCUUCGGGGCCCCGGGGCCCCGCUGGGAGGGGGCCGUUGGGGUGGGCGCGCCCCGCCCGUAG